This is a messenger RNA of Gracilinanus agilis (Agile Gracile Mouse Opossum), 5606 nucleotides long. It is a transcript of the gene NHS, whose product is annotated as NHS actin remodeling regulator. The transcript is spliced from 15 exons. NCBI's taxonomy places the organism in Eukaryota, Metazoa, Chordata, Mammalia, Didelphimorphia, Didelphidae. Bases 68 to 5059 code for a protein of 1663 amino acids. The record is from RefSeq and is a predicted model, not a curated record. Gene Ontology annotation, biological process: lens development in camera-type eye; cell differentiation.
GACUUGACUGGUAAGAGAUCCAGACGCACCGGCGGGGACAGAAAAGUCGCGCUCAGGCUCCUGUGAGAUGCCUUUUGCCAAGCGGAUUGUGGAGCCCCAGUGGCUGUGCCGGCAGAGGCGGCCGGCCCCCGGCCUGGCUGAGGACGAGAGUUUGGGCUGCGAGGAGACGCCUCCUUCUCUACCGCCUCCUCCGCAGCAACCGCCGCCGCCUCGGCCACAGCUGCAGCGGGCGCCUCCUCAACGGGGAGAGGAGGCUGAGGCGUCCCGGCAGGAGGAGAGGGACGAGGCGGUUGGGCUGCUGCUGGUGGAGACGGCGGUCGGGGAGACCAAACAGCCUCAGCAGUCACAGCCACAGCAGCUGCAGCAACGUAGAGAGGCACCCGGGGUUGCUGCCCAGGCAGAGGCUGCAGUGGCGGCGGCCGGGGCUCCGGGGAGCGAGCCAUCCUCUGCGGCCGCGGCUAUGCUGAUGAUGCUGGAUUUGUGCUCGGUCAGUAAUGUGGCUCUGUCUCGGAUCCUCCGGCAGCUCUCUGAUGUGGCCCGACACGCGUGCACCCUCUUCCAGGAGAUUGAGGGUGACAUACAACUGACCCAUCGCCGGGUCCGGGCUCUCCAAGGCAAGAUCAGUGGCGUCCAGCGCGUCUUGGGCACCAUGGAUCCCAAGCAGGAGGCAGUGCCCCUUGGCAAAAUUGACAUAGAUACAAAAUUGUUUAUAUAUCAUAGUGCUCCCUGGCGCAGACAAAAGAACUCUUUCUUACAAGCUACAAGACCUGACUCAGUUAAAGAGCUACAUAAAUAUCUAAGACAGGCAUUUCAGGCCAUGAGGAAGCAACGGAACCAUGGGGAUCACCGAGAACAAAGAGUAACUGUUCCACUUUCUGUGGUGGCGCCUCCUCUUCUUUCUUUACCUUCAUCCUACAGUCGGAAGAGACUUGAACUUAAGGACAGGCACUUUUUAGCGUUUGACAGCACCCGCUCGUCCUCCCCCACUGAGUGUUGCCACAUGACCCCUUGGAGUAGAAAGUCCCAUCCCCCAGAGGACGAGGAUACAGAUGUCAUGUUAGGACAGAGGCCGAAAAAUCCAAUACAUAAUAUCCCUUCAACACUGGAUAAGCAAACCAACUGGAGCAAAGCACUACCUCUCCCAACACCAGAGGAGAAAAUGAAACAAGAUGCUCAAGUGAUUUCUUCCUGUAUUAUCCCCAUCAAUGUCACUGGAGUUGGUUUUGACAGAGAGGCUAGUAUACGCUGCUCUCUUGUUCAUUCACAAUCUGUACUACAGCGGAGACGAAAAUUGAGGAGGCGGAAAACCAUCUCUGGCAUCCCCAGAAGAGUGCAACAAGAAAUAGAUUCUGAUGAAUCACCAGUGGCCAGGGAGCGGAAUGUGAUUGUGCAUGCAAAUCCAGACUUCUCCAGUAAUAUCAAUAGGAGGUCGGGGACCAGGGAUUCUGAAUGCCAAACUGAGGAGAUUCUUAUUGCUGCUCCAUCCAGAAGGAGAAUCAGAGCUCAGAGAGGACAGAGCAUUGUAGCUUCACUUUCUCAUUCUGCUGGCAACAUUUCGGUGUUGGCAAACAACGGCAACACCAUGUUUACUACUGCGGCGAGCAGCCGCAUUCGAUCACGGAGUCUUCCCCGUGAGGGUGCUAGAGGCAGUGAUGCUGAGCAUAACAUUGGUGCUAAAACCUCAGCCUAUGAAGAGGAGACGUAUAUGGACAACCAGGAAAGGAUACCAAAUAAGAAUACAGAUGCCAUGAGCAGCCAAGGUUCACAGGAACACCAGCCCCCCUUGGGAUUAACCUGUUCUCAACACCUCCACAGCCCCCAGCACAAGUUAAAUGAAAGAGGGAGGUCAAGGUUGUCAAGGAUGGCUGAUUCUGGGAGCUGUGAAAUUUCAUCCAAUUCAGAUACCUUUGGGAGCCCAAUUCACUCCAUCUCCACAGCUGGAGUUCUCCUUAGCAGCCACAUGGAUCAGAAGGAUGAUCACCAGUCAUCCAGUGGCAACUGGAGUGGGAGCAGCUCCACAUGCCCUUCACAGACAUCAGAAACCAUACCCCCUGCCGCUUCUCCUCCACUGACUGGCUCUUCACACUGUGACUCUGAGUUGUCAUUGAAUAUAGCCCCUAAUGCCAAUGAAGACUCUAGUGUCUUUGUGACAGAAAACUAUAAUGACCAUAUGGAUAAAGUGAGGGGCCAUCGGGCAAGCUCCUUCACUUCCACGGUUGCAGACCUGCUAGAUGACCCCAACAACAGUAACACCAGUGACAGUGAGUGGAACUAUCUGCACCAUCAUCAUGAUGCCUCAUGCCGCCAGGAUUUUAGCCCAGAGCAUCCCAAGGCUGACAGCUUGGGCUGUCCAAGCUUCACAAGUAUGGCCACUUAUGAUAGCUUUCUAGAAAAAUCACCAUCUGACAAAGCAGAUACUAGCUCUCAUUUUUCAGUGGAUACUGAGGGAUAUUAUACCUCCAUGCACUUUGACUGUGGUCUCAGAGGUAAUAAGAGUUACAUGUGCCACUAUGCAGCCACAGGCCCUGAGAGUGGUCAGGGCACUGGUGUUCCUCCCACUUUCUCAGAUUGUACUUGGCAGGACUACCUGGACCAGAGGAGGCAUGGAAGGCCAAGCAUCUCUUUCAAGAAACCAAAGGCAAAGCCAGCCCCACCAAAACGCAGUUCAUCUUUGAGGAAGUCUGAUGGAAGUGCUGACAUUCCUGAAAAAAAAGAACCAAAGAUAAGCAGUGGGCAGCACCUGCCUCACAGUUCCAGGGAAAUGAAAUUGCCCCUAGAGUUCUCUAACACACCAUCUCGAAUGGAAAGUAUUGGUUUAACCAGCAAACAGGAACAUUCCUGGAUGAACCAGAGUGACCAUGGAAUAAAGGAGCCUCAUUUGGACACUGGUGACAUCCCAUCAUUCAAAAAUGAAGGUGGUGAAUCAACUCAUUAUGCAGAUCUCUGGCUUCUAAAUGACUUGAAAACAAAUGAUCCUUAUAGGUCAUUAUCCAAUUCAAGCACUGCUACAGGUACCACAGUCAUAGAAUGCAUCAAAUCACCAGAGAGCUCAGAAUCACAAACAUCCCAAUCUGAAUCUAGGGCCACUACUCCAUCCCUCCCUUCUGUCGACAACGAGUUUAAAUUAGCUUCUCCAGAGAAGUUGGCAGGCUUAGCAUCUCCUUCGAGUGGCUACUCAAGCCAGUCUGAAACACCAACAUCUUCUUUCCCUACAGCUUUCUUUUCUGGACCAUUGUCUCCCGGAGGUAGUAAGAGAAAGCCAAAAGUCCCAGAAAGGAAAUCCUCCCUUCAGCACCCCUCUCCAAAAGAUGGAAAUAUGUCUUUAAGCAAAGAUCUUGAACUUCCAAUUAUACCUCCUACCCAUCUUGACCUAAGUGCUCUUCAUAAUGUCUUGAACAAACCCUAUCACAAUAGACAUCCAAUGCAUGCAUUUUCUCAUUGUAAGCAGAAUUUGGUAGGAGAAACACUCAACACUGUUCCCCCACCAUCCCUUGCAAUUACACCUACAGUCCUGAAAUCUGUUAACCUUAGGUCAGUUAAUAAGUCUGAUGAAAUUAAACAAAAGGACAAUGAUAACACAGAACUACCUUAUUUACAGGAAUCUACUAUCACAGUGGCCACCUUGUCUCCAAGCAAAACAAGGCCACACAUAGCUAAGAAAUCAAUACCACGCCAAUAUUCCACAGAAGAUAUCAUUUUGUCCUUUAUUGAUUCAUCUCCGGUAGAGAAGGGCCCUGAUAAAAUACAUUUAGAAAAAAAUUCAAUUUGCAAUGUGAAGAAUCAUUCUGAUCAAGAAACUGUGCCCUUAGCCAGUAACAAUCUUCUAGAGACUAAAGCCACAAGGGACCAAAUGACAAUAGUUAGGGAACCUUUUCUAGAACCUGCACUUGGGAAAAACUGUGAUGUAUCUGCAGAUGGGCUUCAGAGGAGUUCUAACAGUAAAAUAACAACAGCUCAAGGGACUGGGCAAGAUGGCGAUACUGAGCAAGUACAGAAGACAUUCUCUGUAGACUGGGAGAAUCUUGCACAAGCUGAAACUGGAGAUAAAACCUCAUCCUUGUCUCUGACUGAUUCACUAACCAGAGCAGCAACAGACAUGGAUAGUCAACUUAAACAUCACCUUGUUAUGAGCCACCACCAUGACAAAGUGCCUGGGCAUAGUUGCUAUGAAUCAGAGUUAACAACUAUAAAUUCACUCAGUGAAAGGCAUUCUGAGCAAGAAAGUGAUAUCGCAUCAGGUAUUUCUACCAAAAGUGCCUCUGAUGACAGAAGGACCGAGGAGACCCGAGCAAGUACAGAUGAGGUGUCACUGAAAGAAUCUUCACCAAGUGAUGACUCCAUCAUUUCACCAUUUAGUGAGGACUCUCAGGCUGAUGAUGAUGUUUUUGUGUCUCCAAACAAACCUCGAACAACUGAGGACCUCUUUGCAGUCAUUCACAGAUCAAAGAGGAAAGUACUUGGAAGGAAAGAUUCUGGGGACAUAUCUGUACGAAAUAAAUCAAGAGCUUUCCCUGGCAGUAGCAACAGCAGCGUUGUGCCCCCCAGCAAUAUCCUAGUGCCCAACAGCAAUGUGGCAACUCCACCAAACAGCCAGAGAUCUCCAGGUCUUAUAUAUCGAAAUGCAAAGAAGUCCAACACGUCUAACGAAGAGUUUAAGCUCUUGCUUCUUAAAAAAGGCAGUCGGUCUGAUUCCAGUUACCGAAUGUCUGCCACUGAAAUCCUGAAGAGCCCCAUCUUGCCCAAAUCCCCCGGUGAGCUCCCCAUUGAUUCCCCCCCAAGCAUGGAUGAGCCUCCCCAGGCGUCAUCGGGGGCAGAAGCAUUGUCCCCACUCUCUCCGUGCUCCCCAAGAGUUAACGCAGAAGGGUUUUCCUCCAAGAAUUUUCCCAUGUCGGCUUCAUCUAGGGUUGGACGUUCCCGGGCACCCCCUGCAGCCAGCAGCAGCCGUUACAGUGUCCGUUGCAGGUUAUACAAUACACCCAUGCAAGCCAUCUCCGAAGGAGAGACUGAGAAUUCAGAUGGCAGCCCUCAUGACGACAGGUCCUCCCAGAGUUCAACAUAGGCUACAUAACCCACACAUCCUCACUGUUAACUAGGAAAUACUCCUGAACAGUGAAAGCAUUUGGCUUGCACAAAGAUAGGAAAAAUCUUACAGAGAACUCAGUUGAUAUGUGGGGAAGUAACAGUGCUUAAGCUCUGUAAUUCUUUGCUUAAUUUUACAUUUUCUAGUAGAACAUCCACUGUCUUCCACGCCUCCAUCUUUAGCUUCAUUUGGUUUAUCCAAAUUUCCUUCUUUCAAUGUCAUUUUUAAAAAAUCAAAUUUCCACAAAAAGUAAGGGGGGAAAACUUUCUUGGCUGCCCAUUUAGGAAAGAAACUUCCUCGCUGUUGUGCUUCCCUAAAGAGAGGUGAAAUGACUCUUAAGGAUUGGUAUUUUUCUACUUUAAAAUGAACUGAAACAAAGUUUAAAAGAAAUGAACUAAACACAUGUAAAUACAAUAUUUUUGAUAAAAAAUGUAAAUAGAACUAUUAGAGAAGAGUGGACAUGUGGCAAAUUAUUUACUGCAUACUGUUUAUUGAAGACAAAAGAAAUAAAAUGGCAUAACUGUAU